This is a messenger RNA of Glarea lozoyensis ATCC 20868, 1041 nucleotides long. RefSeq names its product NAD(P)-linked oxidoreductase. The coding region runs from base 1 to 1041 and encodes 346 amino acids. The record is from RefSeq and is a predicted model, not a curated record. NCBI's taxonomy places the organism in Eukaryota, Fungi, Ascomycota, Leotiomycetes, Helotiales, Helotiaceae. The transcript is spliced from 3 exons.
AUGUCCGUCCCGGAAGGUCUCCCACCUAUGGAGUAUCGAUUUUUAGGCCGCUCUGGUCUCAAGGUUUCCGCUUUGUCUCUUGGAGGAUGGCUCACUUAUGGUGGACAUGUGGAAGAAGAAAACACCUUUGCUUGCAUGAAAGCCGCCUACGAUAUUGGUGUCAAUUUCUUCGACUGCGCUGAGACAUACUCUGCCGGAGAAUCUGAAAGAGUGAUGGGCCGAGCCAUUAACAAGUUCGGAUGGAAAAGAAAUGACUUGGUAAUUUCCACAAAGAUCUAUUGGGGCUCUGCAUUUGGUGACAACCCAGUAAACAAUGUUGGACUUUCCAGGAAACACAUAGUCGAAGGCACAAAUGCUGCGCUAGAACGUCUAGGCCUAAGCUAUGUAGACCUGAUUUACGCGCAUCGAGCUGAUCGGGACACUCCAAUGGAAGAAACUGUGCGUGCAUUCAACCAUAUUAUCGAAACUGGUAAGGCCUUUUACUGGGGGACCUCAGAGUGGGAUGCCGAUGAGAUUUCCCAUGCCUGGAGGGUAGCGGAUCGACUAGGCCUAGUAGGUCCAGUGAUGGAGCAGCCACACUACAACAUGUUGGUGAGGAACAAAGUCGAGAAAGAGUACGAACAUCUCUAUGAAUCGACCGGACUAGGCCUGACUACCUUCUCCCCACUCAAACUCGGUAUUCUUACAGGAAAGUACAACGACGGUGUACCCAAGGAUUCGAGACUUGGAGCCAGCACCGACAAAUUUGUUGAAGGUUUCAACAAGAACGUUGGAGACGAGAAAUGGCAGAAGGAAAUCGAAAUCGUCAAGAACCUAAAGCCGAUUGCGGACAAACUUGAGGUUACGCAAGCUGCUCUUGCUUUGGCUUGGGUUUUGAGAAAUAAGAAUGUCUCUUCUGCUAUUACUGGAGCCAGCCGUCCAGAACAGGUCUACGAGAGCGCGAAGGCUUUUGCGGUGGUUAAGAAACUCACGCCCGAGAUUUUAGACGAAAUUGAUGUAGUUUUGGGCAACAAGCCUCCUGUACUAGUCAGAAGAUAUUAG